CUCGAGAUUGCCAGUUCACGUCAGGGACCUUCUCAGGGCUGGAUUUCGAUGGACCGGGAGGGUACUGUAACAAUGUGGCUUCUACCCCACCAUCUCCCGUUUCCCGCAUGCGACCCCUGUUCCGGCCCUGGUUCCGGAGCGAAGGGGUGCAUGCGAGUUACUUAAAUAACCCUCGGCUUCCAUCCAACAAGGGGUCAUCAACAGUCUGCUCACCGGCCCUGGGGCAAACCAAUCCUCCUCUACAUGUUUCUCCCGGCAGCCACGCGUACAUACUGGAUUCGGGGCUGGGCCAACCGGCGCAAGAAGAACAACAGCGCUACUGUCGCCAACUGAGGCAUCACUUGUCGCCGAUCUGUGAAUGUACCGCAUUGUACAGUACCUGUCCAACCGCGGUCAGAUACCGCCAGCAGCACCCGGGACAUUCUCAGCCCAACAUGCCUACUCCGUUUCCCAUCAACCCCGCGGCAAUUCCACUGGUGCAAACCCGGAAGGCGUUGUUGAUUCUGGAUUUGCAAAACGACUUCGUGUCUCCGGAUGGCGCUCUAUACACAGAGGAACCCGAAGGCUACGUCGACCGUAUUCUGGACCUGGCCAGGGUUUUCCGGGACACGGGCGCUGGCGACGUGGUGUGGAUACGCAGCGAGUUUGAACGCCAUUGCUCUCUUCUCCAAGAUGGUGAUCAAAUCGUCACGGCGGACACGAUUCUGCGUGCGAAAAAGACGCCGCCGCGAGGGCGUCAGCCGUCUUCGACCAUGCACGAGAGCGCCGUUAUGGAGGAUGAUGAGGAGGCCUUCCUCAGCGUCGGCGCGAACAAGAACAAGAAGUCUUGUGUUCGUAGAGACACCUCGGGUGCCGAAUUCGCUCCGCGGGUGAAGGCGGCCGUGGUCGCAGGCCGCGACAUUGUCUUCACCAAGACCCAUUACAGUGCCUUCGCCUCGGGGCAGCAGCAGCUGGUGCAACUGCUCCGGGGUCGGUUUGUGACCCAGAUGUACGUCUGCGGAGCGCUGACCAACAUCAGCAUUUACGCGACGGCGCUGGGUGCAGGACAGCACGGAUACGACGUGACUCUCGUCGAGGACUGCUGCGGCUUUCGGGGCACGAUGCGCCAUCUCAAUGCCGUGAAACAACUCGAACACUUGACUGGCUGCGAGGUGCUGAGCUCCGAAAACCUGCUCGACCAGUUGCAGCCUUCGGCCCCGCCGAGCCAGUCAACUGGUCUCUCCCCGUCCAUCUCCAAGAUCUGCCUGAACCUCGGCGGUGGACCCCCGGAUGCCUCCCCCGCAGCGGGACCCCGACCCAUCACCUCCCGACCCAUCACCCCGGAGCCUACGUCGCCGCAGCCGGGUUGGGUUGAUCAGAAGCGAACACCAACACUGCGUCAUAUAGCCUCGAACAACCAGUCCAGUCCAAAAUUGGACACGAAACGCCUUGCGAACGACACCCCUCCUUUGGAAGUUGACUCUGACUCGUCAUCGUUGGACAGUGAGUCAACGUAUAGCCGAGAAGAGAAGCCUGAAGAAGGGGAGGGAAGUGCGCAGCCUCCGACUGCCAAGGGCGAAUUGGAGAGCUCAAAAGGUCCGAUCCUACCGCUCCCCGGGGCAGGCAGCGCUAAAGCUGAGAAGCUCAGUGUCAUGAGUCGGGUCGCACAAGGUCGAGAUCCAGUCUCAAAUCCAGACGAGAAGCCGUCAGUUCUAUCCUCAUCGCAAACCAUCGCAACCCAGUCAAGGCUUCCAGCAGACGCAACAGAACCGGAAAUCAACUCUCCCCUGAAAGUAACCGCGCCAGCUCUGAAGAUUGAAUCGGACUCACCACACACCAUGACUGACCAUCAACCUGCCGUCGUCUCAGAGCCACUGUGCGAGGGCGACACCUCCGUCAUUACCAAUGUGUUGCCUCCAGCUCUCGCCGCCGACGCCUUUGAGCGUCUGCUUGAGGAAGUCAGCUGGGCCGGCAUGUCGCACAUGGGCGGUGAGGUGCCACGCCGCAUCGCCGUGCAGGGCGAGGUUGCCGAGGAUGGCAGCAUGCCCAUCUACAGGCACCCAGCGGACGAGUCGCCCCCGCUGCUACCAUUUUCUCCCACCGUGCUGCAGAUCAAGAAGGAGGUUGAGAACCACCUUGGCCACCCCCUCAACCACGUCCUGAUCCAACACUACCGCAGCGGCAACGACUACAUCAGCGAGCACAGCGACAAGACGCUCGACAUAGUCAGAGGCAGCUUCAUCGCCAACGUCAGCCUGGGCGCCGAGCGCAGCAUGAUCUUUCGCACCAAGCGACCGCCCAAGGACAAGACCACCACCACCAAGUCUUCCCCAUCCAAACCCGAACCCCGCCUCACCAUCACCGACGAGAGUCAACCCACCAGCACCACCCCUCCCCACCCCAACGACACCGACACCUACCCCGAACCCAAACGCCAAACCCAGCGCGCCCCUCUGCCCCACAACUCCCUCCUCCGCAUGGGCCUGUCCACAAACGCCCGCUGGCUGCACUCGAUCCGCCCCGACAAGCGCGCCGACCGCGACAAGACCGCCCGCGAGCUCUCCCACGCCGGAGCGCGCAUCAGCCUGACGUUCCGGCAGAUCGGCACCUUCAUCGACGCGUCCCAGUCGCGCAUCUGGGGUCAGGGGGCGACGUCCAAGACGAGGGAGGGCGCGCGGGAGGUGGUCAACGGGCAGACGGAGGAGGCGGUGCGGUUGUUGAGGGCUUUUGGGGCUGAGAAUAGUAAUAGGGGUGGGGAGGGGUUUGAGUGGGGGGAAUGGUAUGGCGAGGGGUUUGAUGUGUUGCAUAUGGGUGUGCCGAAGAGGGUAUUUUUCACCUCUUCGUUUUCGGGGUUUGGCGGUGAUGGUGGGGACGGCGUGGGUAAUGUCUGCGUUGCGCUCGCCCUGGCUGAAAUGGGCGUCGGCUGUGCUAAGGGGAGUGUGGAGGGGUUGGAGGUGAGGUUUGAGGAUAACGAUCCCGGUCGGGCGGUCGUAGAGGGGUGGGCGUCCGUAUUGAGGUACCUUGAUGCCGUGUAUGGCGCCGGGAGGAGGUACGAUCAGAUGCUGCCCGGGGAGGUGGCGAGAAGGUUUGUACGGUUUCAGAGGGGAUUGGAUCUUUGGGGGAAGUGGAAGUGUGCGGUGGAGGAGGCGGGUAUCAAGGCUGGGGCAGGAGAACGGGCGAGUGAGGAGGAGGUCGGAACUGUGAAGAAACUCCUGAAGAAGGAGUUGGCGGAUUGGGAGGCCUGGGCAGAGGAGGCUUCUUCUCCUGCUGCUACCUCGGGCGACAGGACAACAGUCGUUGAGAUGGGAAGCAGCUUCUACAUCGCUGGGGGCAGCCAGCCUUCGCCGGCUGACUUUGCACUCUGGCCGGUUCUGCACGACAUGGUGAGAGGGUGUGGCGACCAGCUGCUGGGGAAGAAUUUAAGGCGAUAUUAUGCUACGUUCAAGGAGAGGAGCUCGGUUGCUAAAGCGCUGGGGCAGGUCAGGGCGGGAUGAGGAUGCUUUGAAGUUUUGGACACCGGUACUGGAUGAUUUCUUGGCACAUCACGCAAGCUACAGGUAGCGAAAAGUUCUGGAUUCGAAUA
Messenger RNA from Parathielavia appendiculata, 3562 nucleotides. RefSeq lists its product as uncharacterized. The transcript has a single exon. Gene Ontology annotation, biological process: DNA alkylation repair; DNA repair. Bases 435 to 3473 code for a protein of 1012 amino acids. Lineage: Eukaryota; Fungi; Ascomycota; Sordariomycetes; Sordariales; Chaetomiaceae. Gene Ontology annotation, cellular component: nucleus. Gene Ontology annotation, molecular function: dioxygenase activity. The record is from RefSeq and is a predicted model, not a curated record.